This is a messenger RNA of Guyanagaster necrorhizus, 2670 nucleotides long. RefSeq lists its product as uncharacterized. NCBI's taxonomy places the organism in Eukaryota, Fungi, Basidiomycota, Agaricomycetes, Agaricales, Physalacriaceae. Bases 1 to 2670 code for a protein of 889 amino acids. The transcript has a single exon. The record is from RefSeq and is a predicted model, not a curated record.
AUGCCCUCGCCAAUUCGUACGACCAUUCAAGAUGAUCACAACCACUUGUUCUUGUGUCUGGAAUCAGACACUCUUCCCCUUGUGCCUGCGAGGGGCAUACCCCUCCAAGAUCCGAAAAGUUUGUGGCUUCCAGAUCCCAACAAGUUCAUGGAACGCAGUUGGGCUUCCGACACUAUGCCAUACCAGGGGUUUCUUCCUGUCCAUCGGAGCUGCGUUUAUCAGUGCGUUUUGUUCAAGUGCCUGAACUAUUCGUCCGCGUCUAUCCCACUGUUUUCUCCUUCGCCGGGACAAUGGGCUUUGGAAACAAGAGUCGCCGACGAAUGGAAGCAUCUGGAAAAUCUUUUGGGUAUCCUAAGGAAAACAUUAGGACAAAAAUUGGAUUGUGUCGAAAGAUUUCCCUAUCCUAGAUUCCCUCCGCCAUGGGAGUAUGGAUAUCACCAUGCGAAAUGCCACAAGAUGGACAUGGAAGACGCCGCGAUGCGAUCGCGGGACGCAUUUUUAGUACUGGCAGGGGAAAUCUCUUUUCUCUUGGCGCUCACUCUGGCGGAAAAGGAUGGGGACGACUGGGAAAUCACGCUCACAGAGGAAGUUGGCGGAAACUGGACCGAUCUCAUUCGAACUUCUUGGUUAGUUCAGAAUGAUAGUGGCUUUUGGCAAGGUGAAGAGGCAUCACGGCGAGUCGGUCUCUUUGUAGAUCCUCGGGUAUGCGAAAAUGUUGCAAAUUUCCUGGAAGCGUACACCGCAUACAGCAUUCCCGUCUGGAUAGAUUGGGGUCCGAUCACGAGCCCUUUUGAGGCAUUGGACCGGUCAUUAUCUCAGAAGUAUGCCAUUCGGCUCCCACCCAAUAAGGUUGUUCAUCGUACCACAGCAAAGCACAUUGAACCUCAAGCGCGCGACGUUCAGCUUGGCAUUAGGUGGCAGGCUGGUGAAAUGUCUGUAGCCAAUGAGUCAGAACAAACCAUGCUUCAACAAACCACUGAAUAUGUGGAUGUUCGUGCUGCCAGUUGUUCAGACGAAACCCGCGUCUCUGCGGAAAGAGAUGGACGCUCAAAGAAACUGCAGCUCCUGGACAAGUCGGCAAAUGAAAAGCACAGCCAUCAUGCUCGGGCUGCAAAGCUUGAUCGGUAUUCCGAGGAGCAACAAUAUCCGACAAGGAGUGUUGACGUUUUCGUUCGGGAAAAAGUCCGAGUCGACAACAAAGAUUACGUUGAAAGGAGACAUAUCUCUGACAGUGAUAUUCCUCAGCAGCAAUAUCCACCCCUUCCUAGAGAGAGAGGCGCUGAGGCUUCAGUCAGGAAGCUGACAGCAUCCAGCUUGAGGUGCUCUAGGCCAUGUAGUGCAGAGGCUUGGGAAAAGGCAUAUGUGAAGCUCUUUGAGGCACAAACCCAGGUGCUCAAGGAAGAUCUUGAGCCCAAAGAGUAUGAAUAUUGGUCCUUGAAGGAUGUCUUGCGCUUCCGGUUUGGCAUACAAAUAGCCAGACCAACAGAUCCGGGUCCAUUAACUGUGGUGGACAAGGCAAAGGUCAGCACCUGUCUGAAAUCGCUAGACCAUUUCAGCGUACCACAGGAAGGAGUAGAAAAUUCGAGUCUUCUGAGCUUAGGAGAAUUCGUUUCAUGGUUAGCGUGGCAUGCGUCGAAGAAGGAAGACAGUGGCAACCAUGCUAUAACGGCUUCACACGUGCAGCCGCCACAUGUGCUUUCUUGCACAAUAUCCGCUGCUUGGUGGGAUUUAUCGCCUCAAUCACAUAGCUAUCUGGGUAAAGACCCUUCUUCUCUGGGUAUUCAGGCCGUCCAAUGGCACGAUGGAAGUGAAGAAAGAACUGGAUACCGCAUCCAAGUCCAAGGCGAAUCAAAGGUUCUGGACCAGCGGUACUUGCUCAUUGUCUACCGCGCUGACGAUGUUCUGCACUGUCUACGCUUAUCGGGAGUGACGCGUCUUGAUGAUUUAAUAGAGGAACUUUGCUGCCAUGGUAUCCGUUUCACCGUGGGCGUUCAAGCAGAUCCUUCGGGUCCAAAGCUUUGGAGAAAAUCCUACGAGAACGGAUGUCAAGCUCGCCAUACUCAACUCAUCCCAUACAGACCAGCCAAUUUCAAGGCUGGAUUAUUGGACUACAUAUCUUAUGUGCGCAGAAGGGCCGCGUUAUUACAUGAUCCCGUCGUUGCAAGGGCUGCUUUGAUGCAUGGAGGGAUAAUAUGGCGCCUCGCUAUGGAGCACACCGAAGAUUAUAGUGCCGUCCUCCGACGCCCAACCGAUGACAUUUUUUGCUAUGGCAAAUGCCAUAGACUCACAGUCCUAGGCCGAGAAAAAUGCGAGAUUUUCAUGUGGGAGGAAAGCCUCAGUGAAUCCCAGAUGGAUGUCAUGUGUGGGGUUUAUAAGAUGUACAACCGGUCUCCCGACGGGUACAGUCUUACUCAAGACAUGUCUUGGUUCCCGAAAGACGCUAGUUUCAAAUAUUCUGCACUAAACGUCGGGUUUUGGACUGCCGACGCUGAAAAGUGGUAUACCCGUCGUGUGGACAUGUAUCUCUCACCAAAUCCAGAGAAAAGUUGCUUAAACCAAGCCGGUUGGCGAAGCAGUGUUCGCUUAUGGAGGUGCGCCAUUGCAACAUACAAAGGGCUGGAGACUGUAUCCAAGCAUUUUGUCGACCGUCAUGUCCUGGCAAGUCGAUGA